This is a messenger RNA of Oncorhynchus masou masou (cherry salmon), 1280 nucleotides long. RefSeq names its product acidic mammalian chitinase-like. Gene Ontology annotation, biological process: chitin catabolic process; carbohydrate metabolic process. Gene Ontology annotation, cellular component: extracellular region. Lineage: Eukaryota; Metazoa; Chordata; Actinopteri; Salmoniformes; Salmonidae. Gene Ontology annotation, molecular function: chitin binding; chitinase activity. Bases 11 to 1147 code for a protein of 378 amino acids. The transcript has 7 exons. The record is from RefSeq and is a predicted model, not a curated record.
GUUCACAGCAAUGGUGUCCAGUUCAGCCAACCGCCAGACGUUCAUCAGCAGCGUUAUCAAGUUCCUGAGACAGUACCAGUUUGACGGCCUGGACAUUGACUGGGAGUAUCCCGGAUCCAGAGGCUCCCCACCUGCAGACAAGGCCAGAUUCACCACCUUGCUGCAGGAGCUGAUGGCUGCCUUUGAGGCUGAAGGAAAGAACACCAACCGUCCUCGUCUGAUGCUGACUGCAGCUGUUUCUGCCGGAAAGGGAACCAUCGACUCCGGAUACCAGAUCGCCGAGAUUGGAUCGGUGUUGGACUAUCUGCAUGUGAUGACCUAUGACUUUCAUGGAUCUUGGGAACACAGCACUGGAGAAAACAGCCCUCUGUACAGAGGACCAGCUGAUCAGGGAGAUUACAUCUACUUCGAUGUGGACUAUGCUAUGAAGUACUGGAAGAGCAGUGGUGCCCCCGCUGAGAAGCUCCUGGUUGGAUUCCCCACCUACGGCCACACCUUCCAGUUGGCCAGUGGCUCUAACACUGGAGUGGGCGCCCCCGCCAAUGGCCCCGGCCCGGCCGGACCAUUCACCAGACAGUCUGGCUUCCUGGCCUACUACGAGAUCUGCACCUUACUGAAGCAGGGAGCUACCCAGGCCUGGGACUCUGCCCAGAUGGUGCCCUAUGCCUACACCCAGCAGAACAUCUGGGUUGGAUAUGACAACGUCAAGAGUUUCCAGGACAAGAUCGCGUGGCUGAAGAAAACUGGCUUCGGGGGAGCCAUGGUUUGGAGUCUGGAUCUGGAUGACUUCUCUGGAACCUUCUGUGGACAAGGCAGAUACCCACUGAUCAACACCCUCAAGUCUGGACUGGGAACCGGAGCCGCUUGCGCCGCGCGUACGGUUCCCAUCGCCCCAGUGACCCCUACCCAGCACCCACUUAACCCCCCACAGCCCGGCGGUCAAGGUGGCAGCAGCAGCGGUGGCAGCAGUGGCGGUGGCAGUAGUAGCAGCGGAUCUGGUUUCUGCGCCGGGAAGGCUGACGGAAUAUACCCUGACCCCACCAAUUCCAACCACUUCUACAAUUGUAGCCAGGGCAAGACCUACGACCAGCAGUGUGCUGCCGGUCUGGUGUUCGACGCCAGCUGCAAGUGCUGCAACUGGGCCUAAGAAACCAUAGUUCCCCUUAUUAAUGAAGGAGCUGGGUCUGAAGGUUAUGUGGUUGCUAGGGCCACUGUUUUCCUAUUCUAACAUCAGCUCCAUGUAACAUGUCAAAUCCACUCUAAUAAACUCCCAACAUAUG